Prunus armeniaca (apricot) is the source of this 177-nucleotide messenger RNA. The record is from the annotation of a GenBank genome assembly. Lineage: Eukaryota; Viridiplantae; Streptophyta; Magnoliopsida; Rosales; Rosaceae.
AUGAAUGCUAAGGCAACAAUUGCAGAAUAUGACAUUUCAAGGGAUGCCUACGUGGCUCGCUUCCAUGAGGAAAAGUCAACCAAGAUGCGGCUAUCACUUUGCAUUCCUUGUAUGCCUUGCAUGACCAAGAGGGCAAACCACCAUCUUGUAGGGGGUCUUUUUGUUCCAGCAGCUUGA